GCUCCAACGCCAGGCACGAUGUCACUGAUCGUGACCGCCGUAAUGACUGCUGACGAGAUGCAGCAGGCGAUGUCUGUGCGUCGUCGCGUAUUCAUUGAUGAGCAAGGAUUCCGCGAAGCUGUGGAGACUGAGGAUCCCAGUGACGACAAGCCCACCACGAUCCACUUUGUGGGCAAAGACUCCGAGACGGGCGAGUACGUGGCAGUGGCUCGUUGUCUACUCGACGAAGCGAACCGCAAGGCAAAGUUCGGUCGAGUUGCGGUGCUGUCGGAGUGUCGGGGUAAGAACUUCGGCGUGCAGCUCAUGGACGCCAUCGAGGAACACGUACGUGACCGGGUGGACCUGUUCGUGCUGUCCUCACAGUACGGACGCAAGGGGUUCUACGAGAAGUGCGGUUACCACUGCCCAAGCGACGAGAUUUACCUGGAGGAAGGAGCAAAACACUGCUACAUGGUCAAGUCUGCCAACUUGUCGAGCUAACACCAGUCUAUUGAGCUACGCAUAAAAACCAAGUACACGACUGGCAUUCCUGAUUGCACCA
Messenger RNA from Phytophthora infestans T30-4, 541 nucleotides. RefSeq names its product acetyltransferase (GNAT) family, putative. The record is from RefSeq and is a predicted model, not a curated record. The coding region runs from base 19 to 480 and encodes 153 amino acids. Gene Ontology annotation, molecular function: N-acetyltransferase activity. The transcript has a single exon. Lineage: Eukaryota; Oomycota; Peronosporomycetes; Peronosporales; Peronosporaceae.